CCGGCGCUCCCCACACCCUCUCCAGCCGGCCGGCCACGCAGACAUGCGCCCGCUGCUGCUCUGCGCCUCUCUGCUGGCGCUCAGCGCCGCCCCGGCGCUGGCCCAGGGCCGACGCCGCACCGCCGCCCAGCCGUCCGCGCCCCGGCGCAGGCCCGCCAGCCGCGUGGUGCCCGCGCGGACCACGCCGGCGCCAGAGGUGCCCGAGUUCGAGUCCGAGUGUCCGCUGCGCGACGGAGUGUUCGCCGACGCGUUCCAGUGCGAUCGCUACUACGAGUGCCGCGACUACGUGAUCACGGAGAAGCUCUGCCCGGACGGCCUGGUAUUCAACGACAUCAGCCCGACGCUGGGCCGCUGCGACCAGGUGUUCUCCGUCAACUGCACGGGCCGCGAGGAGCUGCAGGAGGCGCAGCCGACCGGCGACUGUCCGCGCCAGAACGGCUACUACGCCGAUCCCGACCCGACCAACUGCGGCACCUUCAUCCACUGCGUGGACGGCGUCAGCAACCGGGUGGAGUGUCCGUCGGGCCUGGUGUUCUCGCUGCAGAUGGGCACGUGCCAGUGGCCCGACCAGGCCGGCCGCACCGGGUGCUCGUCAGCAGAGGUGCUGGCGUUCGAGUGUCCGGGCGCCGGCGACCCGCGACUGGCCGGCGCGCCCGCCGACCUGCCGCUGCACCCGCGCUACGCCGACCCGGCCGACUGCCAGUUCUUCUUCUCCUGUCUGGACGGCGUGGUGCCGCGGCGACACGGCUGCGAACAGGGUCGCGUCUUCAACGACGAGACCAAACAGUGCGACAAGCCGGAGAAUGUGCCCGAGUGCAACUACUAGAGCGUAGACCGGCGGGGAAUCGGUAGGAGACGCCGCACAGAACCAGUUCGGCAGUGCGAAGUGGUUAUCGUCCAAGCCGGGUGUCGUUUGAAAACCGGCGUGGAGACGUCAGUUGACUGAUUAUCCUGUUUGUCUUUGUUGCUCAUUGUGUAAAUGUACGUUUGUGUGAAACGUGCAAUGCUCGUUAAAAGCAUUGGCGGGUUUGCAUAAUACACAUGCAUAUCAUCAUGAUUUGCGCCUUUAGUCGCCAGGAUAAAACGCAGCGCCGGCCAAGCGCUAUCAAUCACGCAACGAUCGAUUUGAAGCAUGACUGUCUUGUGCAUCUCGAGAGUCAUGCCUGAAUGCAUGUAAGGAUUUAUCUUAAGAUAGCUGGUUCCAAUUGCAGACUAUCGCAAUCUCACUUUGUUGUUAUAUUUGCAUGCAGGGACCAAAAUCACCCAUCUGGGUGAAACUGUAAGCACUUGUCGGAUGUCACCUUUGAUAAAGACAUGUUGGGAAUGGGCUCGAAUAUAAAAAUAAAAACAUGACUACAUGCAUGAA
This is a messenger RNA of Amphibalanus amphitrite, 1366 nucleotides long. Its product is annotated as protein obstructor-E-like. The coding region runs from base 44 to 826 and encodes 260 amino acids. Lineage: Eukaryota; Metazoa; Arthropoda; Thecostraca; Balanomorpha; Balanidae. The record is from RefSeq and is a predicted model, not a curated record. Gene Ontology annotation, cellular component: extracellular region. The transcript has a single exon. Gene Ontology annotation, molecular function: chitin binding.